CCGCGCCGACACCGGCCGGGCGCGGACUGCGCUGCGCUCCGCGCUCCGUGCGGGGAACAGCCCGGCCCGGCCUCCUCCUCCUCCUGCUCGCCCUCCUCCUCAUCCUCCUCCUCAUCCCUCUCCUCCCCUGGUUGUUAUUUUUCCCCGCUCCGCGCAUCCCGCGCCCCCCCUUCCCCCGCGCCCGCGGAGCGCUCGCCCCUCCGCGCCACCCGCAUGACUGUCACCAAGGCUCCAGGAGUGCCCACGAUUCCCUGAGCUCCACGUCCAUCCCGGGGUGUCCGGAGCACCCGCCCAGCCCGCGGAGCAGAGCAGGGCAGAGCUCUUGUCGAGUCAAAUGAGGGACCUGCACAAGUCAAACGUGCUGGGGAGCAAACACGGCAGCCUGAUGUCAUGGCGCCCGCAGUACCGCAGCUCCAAGUUCCGGAACGUGUACGGGAAGGUGGCGAGCCGGGAGCACUGCUUCGACGGCGUGCCCAUCACCAAGAACGUGCACGACAACCACUUCUGCGCCGUCAACGCCCGAUUCCUCGCCAUCGUCACCGAGAGCGCCGGCGGCGGCUCCUUCCUCGUCAUCCCCCUCGAGCAGACAGGGCGGAUCGAACCCAACUACCCCAAGGUCUGUGGGCACCAGGGCAACGUGCUGGACAUCAAAUGGAACCCCUUCAUUGAGAACAUCAUCGCCUCCUGCUCCGAGGACACCACGGUGCGGAUCUGGGAGAUUCCCGAGGGGGGGCUGAAGAGGAACAUGACGGAGGCCGUGCUGGAGCUGUACGGGCACAGCCGGCGCGUGGGGCUGGUCGAGUGGCACCCGACCACCAACAACAUCCUCUUCAGCGCCGGCUACGACUACAAGGUCCUGAUCUGGAACCUGGACAUCGGGGAGCCGGUGAAGAUGAUCGACUGCCACACGGACGUGAUCCUGUGCAUGUCCUUCAACACGGACGGCAGCCUCCUGGCCACCACCUGCAAGGACAAGAAGCUGCGCGUGGUGGAGCCGCGCUCCGGGCGGGUCCUGCAGGAGGCCAGCUGCAAGAACCACCGUGUCAACAGGGUGGUGUUCCUGGGCAGCACCAAGAGGCUGCUCACCACGGGCGUGUCCCGCUGGAACACGCGGCAGAUCGCCCUGUGGGACCAGGAAGACCUGUCCAUGCCCCUGAUCGAGGAGGAGAUCGAUGGGCUCUCGGGGCUCCUCUUCCCGUUCUACGACGCCGACACCCACAUGCUGUACCUGGCUGGGAAGGGCGACGGCAACAUCCGCUACUAUGAGAUCGGCUCCGAGAAGCCCUACCUGAGUUACCUCAUGGAAUUCCGCUCCCCCGCCCCGCAGAAAGGACUGGGGGUGAUGCCGAAGCACGGCCUGGACGUGUCGGCCUGUGAGGUCUUUCGGUUCUACAAACUCAUCACCCUCAAGGGGCUCAUCGAGCCCAUCUCCAUGAUCGUGCCCAGGAGGUCUGAGACGUACCAGGAGGACAUUUACCCCAUGACACCGGGCACGGAGCCCGCCCUGACCCCGGAUGAGUGGCUGAGUGGGAUGAACAGAGAUCCCAUCCUGAUGUCGCUGAAGGAGGGCUACAAGAGGACAUCCAAAAUUGUGUUCAAGGCCCCGGCGAGGGAGAAGAAGAGCGUGGUGGUCAAUGGCAUCGACCUGCUGGAGAACGUCCCGCCCCGCACCGAGAACGAGCUCCUCCGGGUGUUUUUCCGGCAGCAGGACGAGAUCCGGCGGCUGAAGGACGAGCUGUCUCAGAAGGACAUUCGGAUCCGGCAGCUCCAGCUGGAACUAAAGAACUUACGGAACAGCCCGAAGAACAAUUAACUCCCAGGGACGUUUUCUAAAUAAACUCUCGUUGUUUCUACUCGCUCUUUAAUUUUAUUGUCCCCACUGACCCAGCCGGGAGCCAGGACCCCGCCGAGAUCCCGCGCCGAUGGAUCCGCGUGUGCCGGCCCUGAUCCCGCUCUAACCGCUGCCUCCGAGGGGCCGGGGGCUCCCCGUGAGUAGGAGCCCUGUGCCCCCCCUCGGGACGAUCCGGAUUCCCGGGAAAGCUGACGCUUCCUUGCUAUUAAUUUCUUUUUCCUAUGCAAAAAAAUGUGACGGCGGGGGCAGAACUGGAAGGGGUGGGAAGGGCUGGAUCACCAAAGCUGGGGGUGUGGGGGGAGACUGGGAGCAUUCCCAUGGUGGGAAACUGGGAGCCUUUCCAUGGUGGGAGCCCAGGAUCCAUCCCACGGUGGGAGUCUGUGAUUCUUCCCAUGGCAGAAGCCCGAGAUCCAUCUGAUGGUGGAAGCCCGGGAUCCAUCCCACAUCCCACAGCAGGAGCCCAGGGCCCUUUCCCAUGGUGGGAGCUCAGGACUCUUCCCAUGGCGAGAGCCUGUGAUCCUUCCAUGGUGGGAAUCCAGGAUCCAUCCCACAGUGGGAGCCAGGGACUCUUUCCCAUGGUGGGAGCACAGGGUCCUUCCAACUGUGGGAUCCCGGGACUCUUCCCACAGUGGGAUCCCGGGACUCUUCCCACUGUAGGAUCCCGGGAUCCCUCCCGUGGUGCCAGUGGCCAUGGCAUGGCUGGGCAGGCUCUGGCACAGCCAGGAUUUGGCAGGAGCAGCCUGUGAGUGUCCCAGGGCUGCAGCCCAGGAAGGGAGCAGCUCCACAUGCCCCAAUAUCCUUCAAAAUAACAAAAAGCCAGGCUGGGGUUCCUACCUGGGGAGGGACUUUUGCUCCUUCCACCUCUGCCAAGAGGGAUUUCCCCUCCUCCUGUCUGCUGGGACACUGCCAGGGCCACGGGGAGGGGGAAGGAUGUCCCUGGGAUGAUCCUGGGAAGGAUGUCAUGGUGCUGCCCCAGGGAUGGACCCAAGGGAUGGAUCCCAAGGAUGGACCCAAGGGAUGGACCCUGUGGGAUGGAUCCCAAGGAUGGACCCAAGGGAUGGAUUCUGUGGGAUGGACCCCAGGCAUGGAUUCUGUGGGAUGGAUCCCAAGGAUGGACCCAAGGGAUGGAUUCUGUGGGAUGGACCCAAGGGAUGGAUUCUGUGGGAUGGACCCCAGGGAUGGAUUCUGUGGGAUGGAUCCCAAGGGGUGGAUUCUGUGGGAUGGACCCCAGGAAUGGAUUCUGUGGGAUGGACCCCAGGGAUGGAUUCUGUGGGAUGGAUCCCAAGGGGUGGUCCCUGUGGGAUGGACCCCGUGGGUGUCAGUGGGUUCAGCACGCUGUACAAUCCCAGGUUGGAUGGAUUUGACCUGUAGCACAGGGAAGGACACCAAACACUGCUGGAUUUCCUUAUACAUCCCUAUUUUCCCUGGCUCCAAGCUGCUGAGCUGCCUGGCACCCCCGGGCAGGGCUGUCCCCGUGCCCCCGGCGUGUCCCGCUGCCCCCGUCGCGUCCCACGUGCUGUCAGUGCCCGUUGUUAUUUAUGCUACCACGGAAUAGUGCUGGAAUAAAACCUUUUCAGGACACCACA
This is a messenger RNA of Pseudopipra pipra, 3438 nucleotides long. It is a transcript of the gene CORO2B, whose product is annotated as coronin 2B. The record is from RefSeq and is a predicted model, not a curated record. The coding region runs from base 335 to 1813 and encodes 492 amino acids. The transcript has 14 exons. Gene Ontology annotation, molecular function: actin filament binding. NCBI's taxonomy places the organism in Eukaryota, Metazoa, Chordata, Aves, Passeriformes, Pipridae.